UGCGCAAUGCCACCUUACGUGGCAUCAGCAGCAGUCACAAUUGCAGCGAAAUACAUUUUCUUCAUUUAGUGUAAAUAUUUGUGGAAAUAUUAACUUUUGUUAUGGUUCAAAUAUAUUUAACGACACAACGAUAAAAAUGAAUCCACAAUAUAUACAGCAACAGCAACAACAGUCUCAACAACAACCUGGUUGUUACCCUAGCCCUCCAACUUCAUCUCCAUAUGGGGAAGUAAAUUCUAAUGUUCCACCAAGUAUGUUAAAAGGAUCCCCAAUGAAUACUCAAACAUAUGCUUCUCAAAAACCAAUGCAAGGAUCUCCCCAUACUAAUUUACAUCAGACUCAAGCACCAUAUUAUAUGAAUAACAUACAAUCACAAGGAAAUACUCAAUAUGAUCCAUCUACAAAUAAUCCACAUAUGAUACCACCUCCAACAAGUCAAAAUAAUAUAGUUAAUCAAAUGUCAAACAUGUCUUUGGGGGAUCAACAACGACCACCAUCUGUGCAAAAUUUUCCUCCACCACCUUUACCUGGAAAAAGUAGCCCAACAAUAUCCACACCUUCCAAUGUGAAUGGUUUUAAUAAUGCAGUAGAAACAUCAUCAGGAACUAGUUUUGCUGGGCAAACUGAUCCUGGUGGAAAAUCUGAACCAUCUAUCCCUGGACAGACUGUACAAGAGCAGAAAACAGCUCUAAAGACUUCUACACCACAGCCUACUAGUCUUCCAUUUUCAGAACAUUCAACAGGAACUACUUCUGGCCACUAUUAUCCUGGACAAAAUUUACCAUCUGAACAAGUGUUUAAUACCGGUUUGUCAUCAUCAAGUCAGCAUCAAUCUGGUCAAAUGAAUAUUACUGAAACAUCUGGACAGUCAAUUUUUCCCGCACUACCUAUGGGGCAAAGAUCUACAGCUCGACCAUUACAAGGACAGCAACUUGCAUCUAGUUCACCUUUACCUGGACAACAAAAUAUUCCUAACCCAAUGAUACCAGGACAGCCAAAUUUAUCUGGACCUCCAUUGUCAAGUCAACAAAGUCACAACAAUACACCUAUGCAAGGUGUACAUGGACAACAAAAUUUAAUUGGAUCAUCACAGUCUAAGCAGCAUUUGUCAUGCCCACCCUUGCAAACACAGUCAAAUUUGUCUGGUCCUUCACUUCCAGGACCACCUUUACCGGGACAACAAUAUUCUCUAUUACAAGGGCAACAAAAACCUGGUCAUUCCUAUACAGAACCACCAAAUGUGUCGAUGUUUAAUGUACAUGCUCAAUCAAAUUUACCUGGCCCUCCAUUGAUGAAUCAACAAAGCGUACAUCCAACUCCAAUGCCAGGUCAACAAAGUGUGGGCCCACCUCCAUUAACAAACCAACAGGGAUUUAACAAACCACCAUUAGUAGGACAACAAAAUUUAUCCAGUUCACAAAUGCAACCUCCAUUACCUGGUCAACCAGUGGCACAGAUUAAUUCUGGUACAAAUUUACCGCAAUCUGGUCAGAGACCCUAUAUAUCUGGACCCCCUCCUAUACAAGGACAAAAUAUUGGAAAUCCCCUAGGGGUUAGUCGUAGCCCACCUAGUGUAAUGCCAAAUUACCAACAUACAGGAUAUCAAGGCUAUAAUAACGAUAUAUAUAACACUCAAAGAGGUUCAUAUCAAGGUGGUACACCAGGCGUAACCGGUGGAUAUCAACCCGGUAUGCAACCACAACAAGUUAGACGUUUGGAUCCUGAACAAAUGCCAAGCCCAAUUCAAGUAAUGCAAGAUGAUCAGCGUGUAAGAGGAGGUAUAUUCGUAACAAAUCAAAAGGGAUUGGUUCCACCAUUAGUAACUACCAAAUUUGUGACGCAGGAUCAAGGAAAUGCAUCUCCUAGAUAUAUCAGAUCUACUAUGUAUACUGUUCCUACCACAACAGACAUUAUAAAACAAACGAAUGUUCCAUUUGGUCUAAUAGUAAGUCCAAUGGCUCGUACAGAAGAAGCGGAAUACGAACCUCCUAUUGUAGAUAUGGGUGAAAUUGGUCCAGUUCGUUGCAUACGCUGCAAAGCAUACAUGAGUCCGUUUAUGCAAUUUAUUGACGCGGGCAGAAGAUUUCAAUGCAUGUUUUGUAAAGCUACAACUGAGGUUCCGGCAGAAUACUUCCAACAUUUGGAUCACACUGGUCAACGUAUGGAUCGCUUUGAAAGACCAGAAUUAAUGCUAGGAACGUAUGAAUAUAUUGCUACCAAGGAUUAUUGCAGGAACAAUACUUUUCCAAAACCACCAGCUAUUGUGUUCGUAAUCGAUGUAUCGUACAACACAGUUAAAUCUGGUUUAGUUAAUCUAUUAUGUAUGCAAAUGAAGUCAAUCUUGCGGCAUCUACCUGUUGAUGCUAAUGAAAGAAAAACGAACAUGAAAGUAGGAUUUAUAACGUACAAUAAUACGGUGCACUUUUAUAAUAUUAAUUCUUACCUUGCUCAACCACAAAUGAUGGUUGUCGGGGACAUACAAGACGUUUUUAUGCCACUUCUUGAUGGAUUUUUAUGCGACGUUGAAGAAAGCGAAUCUGUUAUUGACGGUUUGAUGACACAAAUACCAGCAAUGUUCGCAGUUACUCGCGAAACAGAAACAAUUCUCGCACCAGCCAUACAAGCUGGAUUAGAAGCAUUAAAGGCUUCAGAUUGUGCUGGGAAGUUAAUAGUUUUCCAUUCUUCCUUGCCCAUUGCUGACGCUCCUGGUAAAUUGAAAAAUCGCGAUGACCGUAAAGUUCUCGGAACAGAGAAAGAAAAAACUGUUUUAGCUCCACAAAAUAACGUCUACAAUAAUUUAGGUCAAGAGUGCGUAGGUGCGGGAUGUUCUGUAGAUUUGUUCGUUUUUAAUAAUUCAUAUGUGGACAUUGCAACAAUAGGUCAAAUUGCCAGAUUGACCGGUGGAGAAGUUUACAAAUAUACUUAUUUCCAAGCUGAUGUAGAUGGCGAACGUUUAAUAUCCGAUGUGAUUAAUAAUAUUAGCAGACCAAUUGCAUUUGAUGCCAUUAUGCGUGUACGUACAUCUACUGGCGUUCGAGCAACUGAUUUCUAUGGACAUUUCUUCAUGUCAAAUACAACAGAUAUGGAAUUAGCUAGUAUAGAUUGUAAUAAGGCCAUUGCGAUAGAAGUGAAACAUGACGAUAAACUAACCGAUGAUGAAGGUGUAUAUAUUCAAGCAGCUUUGUUGUAUACUUCCUGCAGUGGAAUCAGAAGAUUGCGUAUUAUUAAUCUUAGUUUAAAAACUUCGUCCCAAAUAACUGAAUUAUACCGGGCAUGUGACUUAGAUGCUAUCAUAAAUUUCUUCUCUAAACAAAGUGUUUUUAAACUAAUUGAAUCAACUCCGAAAACUGUAAAGGACAACUUAAUUGCACGAUCUUCAAAUAUAUUGGCCGCAUAUAGAAAACACUGCGCUUCUCCAUCUAAUGCUGGCCAAUUAAUAUUACCAGAGUGUAUGAAAUUGCUCCCACUUUACAUCAAUUCGUUAUUGAAAACUGAUGCUUUAUCUGGAGGGGCCGAUAUGACUAUUGACGAUAGAUCUUUCGUUAUGCAAGCAAUUACUACAAUGCCCAUUUCAAUAUCAGUUGUAUAUGUUUAUCCGAGAUUACUUCUUUUACACGAAGUUGAUCCACAAGAUACAGAGUUACCACAAAUGUUGCGCUGCUCUAUUGAUAAAUUCACAGAUGACGGCGCGUAUUUACUUGAAAACAGCAUCCACAUGUUCAUGUGGUUAGGCUUGGCACUUUCUCCACAAUGGGUACAGGCAGUGUUCGGAGUUCCAUCAGUUGUUCAAGUUGACACAGACUGUACCACACUGCCAGUAUUAGAUACUCCACUAAAUAAGCGAAUUAACGGUAUCAUUAAUCGUGUACGUAUGGAAAGGCAUCGUUGUAUGAGGUUAACUAUAGUGAGACAGCGUGAAAAGCUUGAAAUGGUAUUACGUCACUUCUUGGUUGAAGAUAGAGGAAACGACGGAAGUCCCAGUUACGUUGAUUUCCUUUGCCAAAUGCACAAAGAAAUAAGAACACUCCUUAACCAAUAAAAUGAAUCUUAAAGCAAUCAGUUAUCUUGUGUUGGAAUCCUAGCUUACUACAUGUCUGUGACUAUUGUCACAUUAUGUAAAGGAUCAGUUAGAUUAUUAAACGAAAUUUAUUCGAAGCUCAAUGGGGAUCAUAGAUUGUGCAUGCAUUCGCACGUACUAUAAAAAAAGAAUGUGGAAAAAAAACUAACUUACAUUUAUAACACGGUACCUACGGGCAAUGAACUUUACAACAUAACUAAUCAUUCCGCGAGAAAAAACGGCGCAUGUGAAACAUCCGAAUGCACUCACACAGUGAUUUA
This is a messenger RNA of Habropoda laboriosa, 4338 nucleotides long. RefSeq names its product protein transport protein Sec24C (gene Sec24CD). Gene Ontology annotation, biological process: endoplasmic reticulum to Golgi vesicle-mediated transport; intracellular protein transport; COPII-coated vesicle cargo loading. The transcript has 13 exons. Gene Ontology annotation, molecular function: zinc ion binding; SNARE binding. The coding region runs from base 137 to 4039 and encodes 1300 amino acids. The record is from RefSeq and is a predicted model, not a curated record. Gene Ontology annotation, cellular component: endoplasmic reticulum exit site; COPII vesicle coat. NCBI's taxonomy places the organism in Eukaryota, Metazoa, Arthropoda, Insecta, Hymenoptera, Apidae.